This is a messenger RNA of Leptosomus discolor (cuckoo roller), 462 nucleotides long. Its product is annotated as CMRF35-like molecule 2. Gene Ontology annotation, molecular function: transmembrane signaling receptor activity. Gene Ontology annotation, cellular component: plasma membrane. Lineage: Eukaryota; Metazoa; Chordata; Aves; Leptosomiformes; Leptosomidae. The record is from RefSeq and is a predicted model, not a curated record.
AUGAGGAUUUUCCUCGUUUGGACCCUUUUCCCAGGUGGCUGGGCAAUGAUGGGCCCUGCGCAGGUGACAGCCAAGCAGGGUGGCUUGCUGACAGUGUCCUGCAGCUACAAGCCGGGCUAUGAGCUCUACUCCAAGUACUGGUGCCGCCCGAGCUUCCUCUGGUUGUGCUUCACCUACAUCGCCCAAACGGACGGCUCGGAGGUGACAGUGAUGCAGGGCAGCAUGUCCAUCAGGGACAACCACACGGCACACUCGCUUAUGGUGACGCUGGGCUAUGUCACGCCAGGGGAUGCGGGCUGGUACUCCUGCGGGGUGAGGAGGAGACUGUGGUUCAGCCUGUGGCACACCACCAAGGUGACGGUCUCUGCAGCUGUUUCAACCACAAUUGAAAGCAGCGACGUGAGCCCAGCAGCCACCAACCCCCUGUGCCCCACGGGCUGUGGAGAGCCUCCAGUGCUGUGA